Plectropomus leopardus (leopard coralgrouper) is the source of this 2217-nucleotide messenger RNA. The record is from RefSeq and is a predicted model, not a curated record. Lineage: Eukaryota; Metazoa; Chordata; Actinopteri; Perciformes; Serranidae.
CCACCAGCUGUAGUGGUGGACGAGGCGCCGGUCGUAGUGGUGGACGAGACCCCCGUGGUAGUCGUUGAGGAGGCCCCGGUCGUGGUGGUGGACGAGACUCCCGUGGUGGUUGUCGAGGAGGCCCCGGUCGUGGUGGUGGACGAGGCUCCCGUGGUGGUUGUCGAGGAGGCGCCGGUCGUGGUGGUGGAUGAAGCCCCCGUGGUAGUCGUCGAGGAGGCGCCGGUCGUGGUGGUGGACGAGACCCCCGUGGUAGUCGUCGAGGAGGCCCCGGUCGUGGUGGUGGACGAGGCUCCCGUGGUGGUCGUCGAAGAGGCCCCGGUCGUGGUGGUGGAUGAGGCUCCCGUGGUAGUGGUUGAAGAGGCUCCCGUGGUGGUCGUCGACGAGGCGCCGGUCGUGGUGGUGGACGAGGCUCCCGUGGUGGUCGUCGAAGAGGCACCGGUCGUGGUGGUGGACGAGGCUCCCGUGGUGGUCGUCGAAGAGGCACCAGUCGUGGUGGUGGAGGAGGCCCCCGUGGUGGUCGUCGAGGAGGCGCCGGUUGUGGUCGUCGAGGGGGCCCCGGUCGUGGUGGUGGACGAGGCUCCCGUGGUGGUUGUCGAAGAGGCGCCGGUCGUGGUGGUGGACGAGGCGCCGGUCGUGGUGGUGGACGAGGCCCCGGUCGUGGUGGUGGACGACGCUCCCGUGGUAGUUGUUGAGGAGGCCCCGCUUGUGGUGGUGGACGAGGCCCCGGUCGUGGUGGUGGACGAGGCCCCCGUGGUAGUGGUUGAAGAGGCUCCUGUGGUAGUCGUCGAGGAGGCCCCGGUCGUGGUGGUGGACGAAGCCCCCGUGGUAGUCGUCGAGGAGGCGCCGGUCGUGGUGGUGGACGAGACCCCCGUGGUAGUCGUCGAGGAGGCCCCGGUCGUGGUGGUAGAGGAGGCCCCCGUGGUGGUCGUCGAGGAGGCGCCGGUUGUGGUCGUUGAGGAGGCGCCGGUCGUGGUGGUGGACGAGGCUCCCGUGGUGGUUGUCGAAGAGGCGCCGGUCGUGGUGGUGGACGAGGCCCCGGUCGUGGUGGUGGACGACGCUCCCGUGGUAGUUGUUGAGGAGGCCCCGCUUGUGGUGGUGGACGAGGCCCCGGUUGUGGUGGUGGACGAGGCCCCCGUGGUGGUGGUGGACGAGGCCCCCGUGGUGGUGGUGGACGAGGCCCCCGUGGUAGUCGUCGAGGAGGCUCCCGUGGUAGUGGUUGAAGAGGCCCCUGUGGUAGUCGUCGAGGAGGCCCCUGUGGUAGUCGUCGAGGAGGCCCCGGUUGUGGUGGUGGACGAGGCCCCAGUCGUGGUGGUGGACGAGGCCCCGGUCGUGGUGGUGGACGAGGCCCCCGUGGUAGUGGUUGAAGAGGCUCCUGUGGUAGUCGUCGAGGCUCCCGUGGUGGUCGUCGAGGAGGCUCCGGUCGUGGUGGUGGACGAGGCUCCCGUGGUGGUCGUCGAAGAGGCGCCGGGCGUCGUUGAGGAGGCGCCGGUCGUGGUGGUGGAUGAGGCUCCCGUGGUGGUCGUCGAGGAGGCCCCGGUCGUGGUGGUGGACGAGGCUCCCGUGGUGGUCGUCGAGGAGGCGCCGGUCGUGGUGGUGGACGGGGCUCCCGUGGUGGUCGUCGAAGAGGCGCCAGUCGUGGUGGUGGACGAGGCUCCCGUGGUGGUCGUCGAAGAGGCUCCUGUAGUGGUUGUUGAGGAGGUGCUGGUCGUGGUGGUGGACGAGGCUCCCGUGGUGGUCGUCGAGGAGUCCCCGGUCGUGGUGGUGGAUGAGGCUCCCGUGGUGGUCGUCGAGGAGGCGCCGGUCGUGGUGGUGGACGGGGCUCCCGUGGUAGUCGUCGAGGAGGCCCCGGUCGUGGUGGUGGACGAGGCUCCCGUGGUGGUCGUCGAAGAGGCGCCGGUCGUGGUGGUGGACGAAGCCCCCGUGGUAGUCGUUGAGGAGGCGCCGGUCGUGGCGGUGGAUGAGGCUCCCGUGGUGGUCGUCAAGGAGGCGCCGGUCGUGGUGGUGGACGGGGCUCCCGUGGUGGUCGUCGAAGAGGCGCCGGUCGUGGUAGUGGACGAGACCCCCGUGGUAGUCGUCGAGGAGGCCCCGGUCGUGGUGGUGGACGAGGCUCCCAUGGUGGUCGUCGAAGAGGCGCCGGUCGUGGUGGUGGACGAAGCCCCCGUGGUAGUCGUUGAGGAGGCGCCGGUCGUGGUGGUGGAUGAGGCUCCCGUGGUGGUC